GCCCCAACGACAACGUCCCCUAUCGGAAGUGCUCGGCUGCGCUCGGCUCGCCGCGGACUCGGCCGAACUGGAGCUCGCGGGCCGGCCCGGCCACACCGAAGCAACGCUCCCAGCCUCAAGGACGUGACAGCGCCAUGAGGUAGGCGCCACCGUGAUGGACUACUACGUGGACGCGUCCCCCACGUGGGGGCCCGAGGCGGCGGGGCUGGCGGGGCCCACCAACGCCAGCCUGCUGGGCGACUUCGGCAACUACUCGGACGCCCUGCUCGACAACAGCACGGCUGCCAACGCCACCGCCAACGACAUCAACUCGUUCUACUUCUUCCACACGGCGCAGUUCGCGGUCUUGUGGGUCCUGUUCGUGCUCAUCGUGCCGGGCAACUCGGCGGUGUUGCUGGCGCUCGCCUUCAACAAGCACCGCAAAUCCCGCAUGAACUUUUUCAUCAUGCAGCUCGCCAUCGCAGACCUGGCCGUGGGGCUCAUCAGCGUGCCCACCGACCUGGCGUGGCGCAUGACGGUGGCGUGGCACGCCGGCAACCUGGCCUGCAAGCUCAUCCGCUUCCUGCAGGUGAUGGUGACCUACUCGUCCACGUACGUGCUCGUCGCGCUCAGCAUAGACCGCUACGACGCCAUCACCCACCCCAUGAACUUCUCCACGAGCGGCCGGCGCUCAAGGAUCCUGGUGGCGGGCGCCUGGACGCUCAGCUUCCUCUUCGCCGUGCCCACCCUCCUGCUGUUCGAGGAACGCGAGGUGCAGGGCCAGCGGCAGUGCUGGAUCGAGCUGCCGCAGCCGUGGCACUGGCGCCUGUACGUGACGCUGGUGGCGCUGGUGGUGUUCGCGCUGCCGGCCAUCAUCAUCUCGGCCUGCUACACGGUCAUCGUGUGCACCAUCUGGAACAAGAGCCACGGCCUGACGGGCCCGUCGCGCCGGCCGCGCGCCACGCACCGCGCCCUCAUCCCCGGGCCGCUGUUGGAGCGCGUCAAGAGCGUGCCGACGCGCUGGCGGUGCUCCCAGGACGACGCCGGCCUCCCGGACGCCGCGGCCGGCUCGGCCCGGGGCGGCUCGUCGCGCUGCAAGGGCCGCGUCAGCUCCUUCAGGCCGAGGCCCUUCACGGCCACGCCGGCGGGGGGCAGCUUCGGCCCCCCCAAGGAGGAGCCCGACUGCAGGCGCGCCUCGUCUCGGGGCCUCAUCCCCCGCGCCAAGGUCAAGACCGUCAAGAUGACCCUCGUCAUAGUGUUCGUGUUCGUGCUGUGCUGGAGCCCGUACUUCGUGCUCAACCUCCUGCAGGUCUACGACCACAUCCCGCGCACGCAGUCCAACAUCGCGGUGGCGUCCUUCGUGCAAAGCCUGGCGCCGCUCAACUCGGCCGCCAACCCGCUCAUCUACUGCCUCUUCUCUACCCACAUCUGCCGCACCCUCAGGUGCCGCCCUUCACGUGGGCGCGGACGCUGCGCGACCAGCCGGCCGCCGUCCCGGACAACCCGUCGGCCGCCACGGAGACGGUGA
Molecule: messenger RNA, 1507 nt
Organism: Thrips palmi
Lineage: Eukaryota; Metazoa; Arthropoda; Insecta; Thysanoptera; Thripidae
Product: neuropeptide S receptor-like
Exons: 9
Coding region: 155-1507 (450 amino acids)
Biological process (GO): G protein-coupled receptor signaling pathway
Cellular component (GO): membrane
Molecular function (GO): G protein-coupled receptor activity
Source: RefSeq, a predicted model, not a curated record